Messenger RNA from Mugil cephalus (flathead mullet), 4512 nucleotides. RefSeq lists its product as uncharacterized. Lineage: Eukaryota; Metazoa; Chordata; Actinopteri; Mugiliformes; Mugilidae. Gene Ontology annotation, molecular function: protein binding; zinc ion binding. Bases 282 to 3839 code for a protein of 1185 amino acids. The transcript has 3 exons. The record is from RefSeq and is a predicted model, not a curated record.
CACCUGAAUAUCACUGCAAAGGUGGGGAGGAGAGAGUGAGCUGUCAGUUUAACUAUGACAAAAGCAAUGUAAAUAACUGUGUGCUGUGUUGUACUUUGAACUGUUUUUAUGUCUGUAGAGUGAAUAAAACUUUAUUGAUUUAUGUUUUAAUAGUGAGAUACUUUAAGGUCACUCCUCUUCCGAAAAUGAGAGUCUGAUGACGUCUCACGCUUCUUCCUCAUUGUUGAACUGGAAAGUGUGUAAAGGACACGAACUGCCAGUCACUGACACCGAGAGCAGAGAUGGCGCAGAAAGAAGUUGAACUGGAUCGAGAAACAAUCAGUUGUUCCAUCUGUCUGGAUCUACCGAAGGAUCCGGUGACUAUUCCCUGUGGACACAGCUACUGCAUGUACUGUAUUAAAGGCCACUUUGAUGAAGAGGACAAGAAGAAAAUCUACAGCUGUCCUGAGUGCAGCUGUGGACAACUCUUCACAUCGAGGCCUGUCCUGGCGAAAAGCACCAUGUUAGCAGUUUUAGUGGAGCAGCUGAAGAAGACUGGACUCCAAGCUGCUCCUGAUGAUCACUGCUAUGCUGAACCUGAAGAUGUGGCCUGUGAUUUCUGCACUGGAAGAAAACUGAAAGCCUUCAAGUCCUGUUCUGUCUGCCUGGCAUCUUACUGUGAGAAACACCUUGAACCUCACUAUAAGUCACCUACAUUUAAACAACACAAGCUGGUGGAUCCCUCCAAGAAGCUCCAGGAGAACAUCUGCCCUCAUCAUGAUGAGGUGAUGAAGAUGUUCUGUCGUACUGAUCAGCAGAGUAUCUGUUAUCUCUGCUCUGUGGAGGAACAUAAAGGCCACGACACAGUCUCAGCUGCAGCAGAAAGGACUGAGAGGCAGAGAGAGGUGGAGGGGAGACGACAAAACAUCCAGCAGAUGAUCCAGGACAAAGAAAAGGAUGUGAAGCUGCUUCAACAGGAGCUGAAGGCCAUCGCUCACUCUGCUGAUAAAACAGUGAAGGACAGUCAGGAGAUGUUCACUGAGAUGAUCCAUCUCCUCCAGGAAAGAAGCUCUGAUUUGGAGCAGCAGGUCAGAUCCCAGCAGGAAACUGAAGAGAGUCGAGUCAAAGAGGUUAAGGAGAAGCUGGAGCAGGAGAUCACUGAGCUGAAGAGGGAAGACGCUGAGCUGAAGCAGCUCUCAGACACAGAGGAUCACAACCAGAUUCUACACAACUACCCGUCACCGUCAACACUCAGUCAAUCUACACACUCAUCCAGCAUCAAUAUCUGUCCUCUGAGGAACUUUGAGGACGUGAAAGCAGCUGUGACAGAGCUCAGAGAGAAACUAGAGGACGUUCUGAAAGAGACAAGGACAAACAUCUCACUGACAGUGGCUGAAGUGGAUGUUUUACUGUCACAACCAGAGCCAAAGACCAGAGAUGAAUUCUUAAAGUAUUCAUGUGAAAUCACACUGGAUCUAAAUACAGCAAACAGAUAUCUGGUACUGACUGAGGGGAACAGAACAGGAACAUCAGUGUAUCAACUACAGCCUUAUCCUGAUCAUGCAGACAGAUUCAUUAAUUGUUCUCAGGUUCUGAGUAGAGAGAGUCUGACUGGAUGUUGUUACUGGGAGGUGGAGUGGGGAGGCAGAGUUGGUGUAGCAGUCACAUACAAGAAUAUCAGCAGAGCAGGGGAUGAAACUGGAUUCGGAUUCAAUGACAAAUCUUGGACAUUAUAUUGUUCCACUUCUACAUUUGUGUACAACAACAUCCAAACUCCCGUCUCAGCUCCUCCUUCCUCCAGAGUAGGAGUGUACCUGGAUCACAGAGCAGGUAUUCUGUCCUUCUACAACGUCUCUAAAACCAUGACUCUCCUCCACAGAGUCCAGACCACAUUCACUCAGCCGCUCUAUGCUGGACUCUGGGUUGGUUCAUCAUCAAGUGCUGAGUUGAUUGAGCUGAAGCAGACAGAGAUAACUUCAGGACCAGAGAUUGCAGUGCCUCUGGAGUGGCAGACCUGGGUGGUGGUCCCCAUCUUUAAGAAGAGGGACCAGAGAGUGUGUUUCAACUAUAAGUCAAUCACACUCUUCCUCCUCCGCAGGAAAGUCUACUCAGGAAACAGAGUUUACAUCAGAGCUCAGAAUAGUUUCACUACUAAGAAAGAGGAACUCACAGAGUCACUGACAUUGAGAGCAGAGAUGGCUCAAAAAGGAGUUGAACUGGAUCAAGAAACCUUUUCUUGUUCCAUCUGUCUGGAUCUACUGAAGGAUCCUGUGACUAUUCCCUGUGGACACAGCUACUGCAUGAACUGUAUUAAAAGUCACUUUGAUGAAGAGGACAAGAACAAAACCUACAGAUGCCCUGAGUGCAGACAACUCUUCACAUCGAGGCCUGUCCUGGUGAAAAACACCAUGUUAGCAGCUUUAGUGGAGCAGCUGAAGAAGACUGAACUCCAAGCUGCUCCUGAUGAUCACUGCUAUGCUGGACCUGAAGAUGUGGCCUGUGAUGUCUGCACUGGAAGAAAACUGAAAGCCUUCAAGUCCUGUAUAUUUUGUCUGGCAUCUUACUGUGAGAAACAUCUUGAACCUCACUAUAUGUCACCUAAAUUUAAACAACACAAGCUGGUGGAUCCCUCCAAGAAGCUCCAGGAGAACAUCUGCUCUCGUCAUGGUGAGGUGAUGAAGAUGUUUUGCCGUACUGAUCAGCAGAUUUUCCGUCAUCUCUGCUCUAUGGAUGAACAUAAAGGCCACGACACAGUCUCAGCUGCAGCAGAAAGGACUGAGAGGCAGAGAGAGGUGGAGGUGAGACGACAAAACAUCCAGCAGAUGAUCCAGGACAAAGAGAAAGAUGUGAAGCUGCUUCAACAGGAGCUGAAGGCCAUCGCUCACUCUGCUGAUAAAACAGUGAAGGACAGUCAGGAGAUGUUCACUGAGAUGAUCCGUCUCCUCCAGGAAAGAAGCUCUGAUGUGGAGCAGCAGGUCAGAUCCCAGCAGGAAACUGAAGAGAGUCGAGUCAAAGAGGUUAAGGAGAAGCUGGAGCAGGAGAUCACUGAGCUGAAGAGGGAAGACGCUGAGCUGAAGCAGCUCUCAGACACCGAGGAUCACAACCAGUUUCUACACAACUACCUGUCACCGUCACCACUCAGUCAAUCUACACACUCAUCCAGCAUCAAUAUCCGUCCUCUGAGGAACUUUGAGGAUGUGAAAGCAGCUGUGACAGAGCUCAGAAAGAAACUAGAGGACAUUCUGAGAGAGACAAGUACAAACAUCUCACUGACAGUGACUGAAGGGGAUGUUUUACUGUCACAACCAGAGCCAAAGACCAGAGAUGAAUUCUUAAAGUAUUCAUAUGACAUGACACUGGAUCCAAACACAGCAAACAGACGUUUGGUAUUGUGGUCAGGGAACAGAAAAGUAGAAUCUAUGGAUAAAAUAGUGCCUUAUCCUGAUCAUCCAGACAGAUUCACUAAUUGGUCUCAGGUCUUGAGUAGAGAGAGUCUGACUGGACGUUGUUACUGGGAAGUGGAGAGGAAAGGACAAGGAGUUGGUGUAACAGUUGCAUACAAGAGUAUCAGCAGAACAGGGAAUGAAAGUCAAUUUGGACGUAAUGACAAAUCUUGGACAUUAGAUUGUUACAGAAACAUAUUUUGGUACAACAAGAUCCAAACUCCCAUCUCAGCUCCUCCUUCCUCCAGAGUAGGAGUGUACCUGGAUCACAGAGCAGGUAUUCUGUCCUUCUACAGCGUCUCUGAAACCAUGACUCUCCUCCACAGAGUCCAGACCACAUUCACUCAGCCACUCUAUGCUGGAAUUUGGAUUUAUGGUUGGAUUAAAACAAGUGCUGAGUUGAUUGAGCUGAAGUAGACAGAGGUGACUUCAGGACGUAUGGUGUCGAGUUAUAAUUAUGUAAAUAUCGUGUAUAUAGUAUAUUUGUUUUUCUGUUAUAUAGUACGUAUGGAGUUGAGUGCUUUCAAUGUCAGAUCUUCGGAGCCUCCAAAGAUGAGUCAUCGGUGAGUGUAAUUUAUUUUUAUUCUAAGUAUUUAAAUUGUAAUGGAAUUUGUGUAAUGUGUAACUGUCAAUUUGUGUGUUUGUGUGGACCUGAAAUGGCUGUUUGGCCGUGGUAUACUGUGUGCGGUGACUUUGUAUGCUGAUUGCUGUGUAUUGGGUGCGCGCUUUUCAUGGCAUGAACCGUGCAUUGUGGUUUUGUUGUUGUCACGUUGUUUUGAUCUUGAAUAUUUGAUAUAGUGACAUCUUGAACACUCCCAUUUGAUGACACUAUUGAUAUGAUAAUCUAUGUCAUCAGAUUGGCAUUGUUUAUGUGAUGGCAUUGUUCAGAUGCAUUUUUGUCAUUUUUUAACGAGAAAAUGCAGCACCUCCCCCUUGCAUUUCAUAUGAUCCUCCUCUCUCGUUUACCCCUCCCUCGUUUACCAAGCACAUACACAUGUUUAGUUUUCCAUCUCCAAACAAAGAUCUAUUUACUUUAUCACAACACAUUAUAGUCAUUAGCAACAGCCCUAACUUUUACUGUUGGUAUUAC